Messenger RNA from Durusdinium trenchii, 837 nucleotides. The record is from the annotation of a GenBank genome assembly. Lineage: Eukaryota; Dinophyceae; Suessiales; Symbiodiniaceae.
AUGGGUGACAGCUCGUCGAAGGUUUGGAUGUACGACCAGGAGGACAUCACUGCCCGUACCCCCAAAGGGCGCUACUCCCACGAUUCUUUGAGUUGCUCCCCAUGGAGUGAUGACUCCGAUGUCACUCCGAUGUGGCGACCUUGCUCAGACACGGACACCGUCAUUAUUUUUGACUGGGACGACACACUCUUGUGUAGCUCAGCCAUCAAUGCACAGCAGUGGCGCCAAGAUCAGUUGGAGCAGCUGGAGUCUAUGGUAGAGUCAAUUCUUGAGACAGCGAUGCAUUUGGGUGAGACCAUGAUCGUGACAAACGGCAAUGCCUCUUGGGUGCAGGAUAGUGCUCGUCGAUUUCUGCCAAACCUACACAAGAUCCUCAGCCGAGUGACAGUGAUGUCAGCUCGGGCAAUUUAUGAGCAGUCCUUCCCUGGAGAUCCUUUUGCAUGGAAGCGGCAGGCAUUCAGGGAGAUUUUGGCCCGCCGACGUCAAGAAGGCUACCACCCGGACGGAGUCAACCUCAUUGUUUUGGGGGACUCGCCUGCAGAGAUCCAGGCUGCCAAGUCAGCGACAAAGGUGCUGUCCGGCAGGUCCAUGGUCAAGACGGUGAAAUUUAAAGAGGCUCCUUCUGUGAAUGAGUUGUUGGGCCAACUUCGCCGUGUUGUUCAAGAGCUCGCUGCCAUCGUACAGGAGGACCACAGCCUCAAUCGAGGGCUGGUACAGCGCACAUUCCCGGGAAGCAUGGAUCAGCUCUCAUCUUGGGCCUCCGGCUGGAGGAUUUCGGAGACAGAGACAUGGGAUAGCUAUUCCCGAAUGGCUGCGACUCUGCUGGUGGGUGCUUAA